AUGUCGAACGAAGAAUUGCCAAAAGGAUGGGAAAAGCGAUUGAGCAGAUCUACCGAAAGUCAAUGGGACGUUCCAAUUAAACCAGCACAGCCUUGCGACAAUGGUGAUGAACCCGAAGAGGUUCAGUGCUCUCAUAUUCUUGUAAAACAUGCUAAUUCAAGGCGGCCUGACUGCAGUUCUGCAAAACGUGGUGGCGAUUUGGGUCCAUUUGGACGUGGAGCUAUGCAGAAACCAUUUGAACAAGCGGCUUUUGCAUUAAAAGUCGGUGAAUUAUCUACUCCAGUUGAUACAGAUAGUGAAUUUCCAGAAUUUCCUAUUGUCGGAGGUGGUUGUCUCAGGGCUUUGUGCCAAAUAUCGGAAAGCUGUUGUUCCGGUGCUAUCGCGUAG
Cotesia congregata is the source of this 387-nucleotide messenger RNA. Lineage: Eukaryota; Metazoa; Arthropoda; Insecta; Hymenoptera; Braconidae. The record is from the annotation of a GenBank genome assembly.